This is a messenger RNA of Lepidothrix coronata (blue-crowned manakin), 2635 nucleotides long. It is a transcript of the gene GALNT14, whose product is annotated as polypeptide N-acetylgalactosaminyltransferase 14. Gene Ontology annotation, cellular component: Golgi apparatus. The record is from RefSeq and is a predicted model, not a curated record. The transcript has 15 exons. Bases 51 to 1709 code for a protein of 552 amino acids. Lineage: Eukaryota; Metazoa; Chordata; Aves; Passeriformes; Pipridae.
CCCUCUUGCCUCCUCCCUGUCCCCCCGCCGGACUUUUCCCUCCUCCGAGGAUGAGGCGGCCGACGCGGCGGCUGGCGCUGUCUCUGAUGGGGGUGCUCUGGCUCGCCGCCCUCCUCCUCUUCUUCUUCGGGGCGCGGAGGAAGUUGGAGGCGACGGAGCCCGAGGGACACACGCCGGAGGAAUCGGAUGUGGACUGGGACGACCUUUGGGAUCAGUUUGAAGAGCGGAGGUACCUGAGUGCCCGGAGGUGGAAGGGCGGCGAGGACCCGUACCGGCUCCAUGCCUUUAACCAGCGGGAGAGCGAGAGGAUCCCCAGUGACCGUGCUGUCCGUGACACCCGACAUCACAGGUGUACAACUUUGCACUAUGGCCAGGACCUCCCACCAACCAGUGUCAUCAUCACCUUCCACAACGAGGCCAGGUCAACCCUGCUAAGGACAAUUCGGAGCGUGCUGAACCGCACCCCAGUGCACCUCGUCCAUGAAAUCAUACUAGUGGAUGACUACAGUGAUGAUCCUGAUGACUGCCGCUUGUUGGGACAGCUCCCCAAGGUGAAGUGCUUGCGGAAUGGACGACGAGAAGGUCUGAUCCGGUCCCGAAUCCGAGGGGCAGAUGUGGCAAAAGCAGGUGUCCUGACCUUUCUGGACAGUCACUGUGAGGUGAAUAAGGACUGGCUGCUCCCUCUGCUGCAGAGGAUCAAAGAGGAUCCCACCCGAGUGGUCAGCCCCGUUAUUGACAUCAUCAACCUGGACACUUUUGCUUAUGUGGCGGCUUCCUCAGACCUCAGAGGAGGUUUCGACUGGAGUUUGCAUUUCAAAUGGGAGCAGCUUUCCCCGGAGCAGAAAGCCAAAAGACUUGAUCCCACCGAACCCAUUAAGACACCCAUCAUUGCUGGAGGGCUGUUUGUGAUUGACAAAGCCUGGUUCAACCACCUGGGGAAAUAUGACAGUGCCAUGGACAUCUGGGGUGGGGAGAACUUCGAAAUCUCCUUCCGUGUGUGGAUGUGCGGAGGGAGCCUGGAAAUCAUCCCCUGCAGCCGUGUUGGGCAUGUCUUCCGGAAGAAACAUCCAUACGUCUUUCCAGAGGGAAAUGCCAAUACAUACAUUAAAAACACCAAGCGCACUGCGGAGGUGUGGAUGGAUGAGUUCAAGCAGUACUACUACGCAGCUCGUCCCGCAGCCCAGGGGAGGCCUUAUGGAAAUGUCCAGAGCAGAGUGGAGCUGCGGAAGAAGUUGAAAUGCCACAGCUUCAAGUGGUACCUGGAAAAUGUUUAUCCCGAACUUCGGAUUCCCGAGGAGUCGCUCUAUCAGACUGGGAUGAUCAGGCAAAGACAGAGCUGCCUGGAGUCACACAAGUCUGAAGACCAAGAGCUCCCCAUCCUGAGCUUAAAUCCUUGUAACAGCAGCAAGGGUACAGUACCAAAGGCACAGGAAUGGACAUACACGUACAACCACCAAGUCCGCCAGCAGCAGCUGUGUUUGUCUGUGUACACGCUCUUCCCUGGUUCCCAGGUGCUGCUGUCACCUUGUAAAGAAGGUGACAACAAGCAGCGAUGGGGUAAAGUUGGGUCACACAUUGAACACAUAGCCUCACGCUUCUGUUUGGACACUGAGACGAUUGGGGACACGAAUGAAAGUAUUAAAGAGCUUGUCAUCAACCCUUGUGAGAGCAUAGCCAUGAGUCAGCGCUGGGACAUGGUGAUGUCUUGACUUGCUGGAGGAGGUGCACGGCAGGGACGGGCACUGAGACGUUGCUACACGCAGCCAAGAUGCACCAGCUGGAGCUCAAAUGCAAAACCACUGGGGGUCCUUGUGUGCUGUGGGGCAGAAGAAGAAUCGUUCAAAUAAAAAUGGGACACAGCAGUCCAAGUUGAACAACGCAUUUUGACUCUAAGGCAUGCAGCUGGUAUUGGCCUGUUGGCAGUCAUGCAUUUAGAGAGAAGGGAUGGCAAAAAACCAAGCUUGAAAUGUUUUAAAGGGAUGCUGGGGCUCCUGCUAUGGGCUAUAUAGAACUUCAGUGUGCACAGUAUUGGUUAUCCACCUGAAAAUGCAGGUAGAAGAGCCUUGAAGACCAAAAGGAAAAUUGGACUGAGCAAAGCAAGCAUCUCAAUAGCUUUUGAGGGUUGAGGUGGGUGCACAAGGUGGGAUGUGCCAAGGGAUGCCAAGAAACCUCUCCAGGGAUCAAGUGGAAAACACUGAAUUAUCUUUGCACUUUUUACUGCUGUGGAUGUUUUUGUCUCUGCAGACAGCAUGGGUGGAGGGAGCCGUGUUGCACGUUUGAAUUUGUACCUAAUCCACGUACAUGUUGUGUAUACAGAGGCAGAGCAGUCAUUUAUGUCUGUGGCCAGGAUCAAAACAGCAGGUAGUGGGGGAAUCCUGCUUUGUGCUAACUGCAUAUGGGGCUUGUUGAAUCUCCAAAGCCCAAGCAAACAGAGGAUUCAGUGUGUGAGAUUAAAGGAUAUAAACUGCUGUGAAGCUGGGAGGAAACGCAGUAACAUGAUUAUUUCUUCUCUCUGGAGGCCAUGGGUCGCUGAAAACUCCCCUAUAAUCUCUCUGUGUCUCUCUCACUGCUUCAGAUCUGGACUAAAUCAAAUUUUCACUUUUAUUCCAUAAAAGUAAUAUUUUUGGUAAUUGAA